AUGGAAAUCACAUUAACAGCCACAAUUUUUAGUUUCUUUGGAUGGAAUGUUUAUUUAUUGAUUAAGAAAUACAGGGAAAGGCUAAGGUAAAAUUUCUUGCAUAAUCUAAUUGAUUAAGAAUCUGAUAAUCUAAUUAUGAAUGUAGCGCCAUACAAAAAAAUUAAAGCAAACGAAUAAAGCGAAAAAAUAGUCAAGCAAACUUAGUUAGAAGAGGCAGAAUCAAGUUCAGAUGAUAAUAAUGAACUUGUUUAGUAUAGAAGGAGCAAGACAAUUUUAGAUGAAGUAAGAUAAGAAAAUUUUCAAGAGCAAUGUUAUAUUUAAAAUUCCACUACCUUUGAUAUGGUCAAAGAUUUAAAAAAGAAAGAUAGACAUAAAUAAGAAUUUUCAUUCACAUAUUAGAAUCAAGGUUCUAAGAAGAUGAAGAAGUUCAGGAAAAACUCAAAAAUUUAUAUUGAUGAAUCAUUACCAUUGGAGAGUCCAAAAAAAAGUAAUAAAAACUCCAGCAAUAAGGUAUCUGAGAAAAAGAUAACUUAAUUCGACUUUUCAGGCUUAAAAGAUCAAUUCGAUAUCUAGGAUCCAAGGUAAGAACUUUUAGAAUGUGUUACUGAUUUUGCUUCUCAAUUUGAAUAGAAGUAAGAUAAUUAAGGCUAAGAAGAGAAUACAAAACCUAUAUAGUUUUCUUUGUAGCCUGAAAAAACAAAUAAUGAAGUAAAAGAAUAAACAAGUUAAUAAUAAGCAGAACCUGUAAAUAUUUUCGGAAAGUUCAUAACUUAAGCACCACCUUAAUUGAAGGAUAAAUAGUUAUAAGAAUAAAAAUAAUUAUCACCUUAACCCUAGCCUUUACAAUAGGAGCCACCAAAAAUCAAUAUUGGAUUAUUUACCAAUCUAUUGAAUACUAAUAAUCCUAAUCCUGAUUAGGUUACAGAUAAGAUAGUGUAACCUGUUUAAUUAAAUCAAAUACCAUAAGUUCAAGUACAAAAUCUGAAUAACGGGUUUUAACUGAAGAUUAAUGAAUAAAAUUAACCUUAAUAAUAAUAAUAAAAUACAUCUCUUUUUUAAAAUUUAGGUCAAAUUAAUAGUAAUUCAAUACCCAUUUUCAAUCUUAAUAAUUAAAAUCAAGAUAGUAUAAAUAAAAAUGGCAGUGCUGAUACAAAAUAAUCUAGUGCUAUUUAGAAUACUGCACCAUCAAACUUCACUUUUGGAAUUAACUCAAAUAUUUAAACAAAUUCAUAAGGUGGACUAUUUGAUAGCUUGAUCAAUAAGAAUGUUGGUUUAUUUGGAAAUUAAACAAGUUCAUCCAACAUUUGUCAAGACUAAAUUAAUAAUAAACCAAAUUUAUUUUCAUCACAUCCUUAACAAACUCAAAGUAAUUUAAUUUAACCCUAACCUAAUGCUGGAACUACUUUAUUUGGCAGCAUCCUUUCUGGGCAAUAACCAAAAGAAUAAAACCAAUAAAGUUAAACAGGAGGCCUAUUUAAUAUUAGUUCGAAUACUCAGGUUGGAAGUGGUUUAUUCGGAAAUUUGUUAAAGAGCUGA
Paramecium octaurelia is the source of this 1536-nucleotide messenger RNA. NCBI's taxonomy places the organism in Eukaryota, Ciliophora, Oligohymenophorea, Peniculida, Parameciidae. The record is from the annotation of a GenBank genome assembly.